AUGGACGAAUACGACGGCUACUCUGACCAUUCCUACGAGGGGUUCGACGAAGAUGCAUUGGAUGAUGAAGAAUACGAACUUCUGUAUGCUCAGCUCCCGUCAUUCCGUAACAAGGUGAAAUCGAAAAAUUACCAUAUUGAUGAGGACCUUCUCAAGGAAUACCUCUGGGAGGCAGAGUUUGAUCCAGAUGUAGCCUUUGAAAUUGUCACUGAAAACCAUAAACCCGUUAAAAUCAAACAAAACUUUCAAACUCAAAGUCCCGAUGAGAAACGUCAAGUUGUUGAAAAUCUAUCGGAAAAAAUAUCAGAUGUGAAAAUUGAACAUAAAGAACCUGCAAAACAAAAGAAAAAAGUCAGUCCGACCAAACCAAAGAAUAAAAUAGAUGUUGCCAAAGAACUCAGUCUAAAAUCUUCCAAACCUUUACUUUCGUCAAUUGUCAUUGGACAUGUGGAUAGUGGGAAAUCAACUACAAUUGGAAGAAUGCUCUAUGAUUUAGGUGUUGUUGAUUCCAGAACACUACAUAAACUAACCAAGGAUGCCGAAUUAGCUGGUAAAGGUUCAUUCUCGCUUGCAUGGGUAAUGGAUCAAACCCCAGAAGAGAGAUCACGAGGUGUUACCGUCGACAUUGUUCAAACACAGUUUGAAACUGAUAAAAUGAGAUUUGCAAUUAUCGACUCCCCCGGUCAUCGUGACUAUGUUCCACAAAUGAUCAACGGUGUCACGCAGGCAGAUUUUGCUGUUGUCAUUAUUGACUCAACAUCGGAUUUGAUAUUCGAAGCAGUCUUAUCCAGAGAGGAUAAGACAAAUGCUUCACUAAGUGAGAUAUCCAAAGGCCAAACUUUUGAGCAACUUUUAAUUGCGAAAAAUCUAGGUAUUGAUAAUGUCCUGUUGGUCCUCAACAAAAUGGACGUUAUAGAUUGGGAUCAGGAUAGAUUUAUAACUUUGAAAGACACUCUCACUGAUCAUCUAACAGAAUCGUUAGGUUUUGCUAAAGAGAAUCUAAGGUUCUUACCAGCAUCCGGGUUCAACGGUGAUAACAUUGUGAAAAAAUCAAACAAAUGCAAAUGGUACGAUGGACCUACAUUAUUUGAAACUCUAGAGCAAGUUAAUGAAGAAAUGCAUAAAUCAAUCAAUGAAUUAACAGAGGUUUCUAAGGAUCCGUUUGCCCUAACCAUCACUGACAUUCAAAGCACUGCAGACCAUGGAUCUCUCUCUAAGAAAUCUAAUAGCCUGAUUGUCCAAGGUCGAGUAAACAGCGGUACAAUUCAGCCUGGAGAAACUGUCAGGCUUUGGCCUUCUGAAGAAACUGCAGAAAUUGAUUCCGUCACAACUACAGUCUCUAAAUUGGAAGAUAAGGAUGCAUCAGAAAAAAACAAUGAAAAAAUUGGUACUGUCGGUGAAUUUAUCGAGCUAAAACUGCGUAAAUUAGAAAUACCCGAUGCCGUUUUUCUAGGUGAUCUAAUGACCAAGGUCUCCAAUGUUUCAAAUUAUGAUGUCGAGUGUGGCAAUGAAUUAACUUGUGAGUUACGUAUGUUUGGAUUGACGCGUCCCGUUUUAGUCGGGACCCCCUUUGUUUUAUUCAAAGGUCCUGUUUCAUAUUCUGCAAGACUAGCAUCAAUUGAAUGGGUUGAAAGUAAAGUCAUUCAACCAGACGGUACUACAAAGUUAAAAAAGAGUAAAAAGAAGAAACAUUUAAGUUCCGGACAGCGUGGUAAAGUUGUCAUUGAAACUGAGAAGCUGGUCCCAGUUAUCAAGUCAAAUGAUGGUAAAAGAGCAUUUGAUAAAUUGCAGAGGAUUGUCAUACGUAAGGAAGGUAUGACUAUAGGUGCAGGGAAAAUUAUCUGA
Pichia kudriavzevii is the source of this 1845-nucleotide messenger RNA. RefSeq lists its product as uncharacterized. NCBI's taxonomy places the organism in Eukaryota, Fungi, Ascomycota, Pichiomycetes, Pichiales, Pichiaceae. Gene Ontology annotation, biological process: translation. The record is from RefSeq and is a predicted model, not a curated record. Gene Ontology annotation, molecular function: GTP binding; GTPase activity. Bases 1 to 1845 code for a protein of 614 amino acids. The transcript has 2 exons.